Messenger RNA from Doryrhamphus excisus (bluestripe pipefish), 5007 nucleotides. NCBI's taxonomy places the organism in Eukaryota, Metazoa, Chordata, Actinopteri, Syngnathiformes, Syngnathidae. The record is from RefSeq and is a predicted model, not a curated record.
GUGGGGUCGUCGGGGGCCUGCUGUUGUUAUUGCAGGUAGGUGAUCAAUGUGUCGGCAGAAACACCACAAAAUGCUGUUUUUUUUUUCCAGCCACGGUGCUAUAAUUGUAACCUGGAAAGAAAUGGCUGUCCGGUGAACUAUGGCGAGGAUGUUUCGCAAUGGAGCAGGCGUGUGUGUGUGUGUGUGUGUGUGUCACAGGGUCUCAUGUAGCACAAGAGAUACGGCGGGAUGGCGGCAACACAUCAUUAGGAUCCCACUGCUGGGAGAAUGGCCUUCAGUCAAGCAUUUAUCUACGCUUGUCUUUGUCUACUGAUAAUCAAGUGGUGUCCCAAUUCUCCUUGAACUGAGGAGUAAGUGCUAAGGGUUGUUCACCCCUUAAAACCAAGUGUGCUCGGGGACCAGACUUGAAACGAAGGGGAAGGCGGAGCUAAAACACUUGACGAGAAGAUGGAAGUGCGGAGACGGACAGAAACAUAAAAAUGUCAAUGGCAAAGAGUUAUCCAAGCCCAGCCAUGAGGAGUCCAUGCUGGACUCCAUCCGACCCGCCAAGGACCCCGUCGUGGUUCAGGUCGUCCGUCAGACCCCCGGCGGUCCGCCUCAGGAAAUCCAUGUGGUGGACGUGUGCACGCAGACCGACAUCACCUUUGAACACAUCAUGGCGCUGGCUAAGCUGCGGCCUUCCACCCCUCCUGUGCCCGACGUCUGCCCCCUUCUGCUGUCCGACAGCUGUCAUUCCCUUCACACUACGGAGCAGGAGUUCUUCCACGAGACCGACUACCUCUCACCGCUUCCAGUCGACGCUGAAAGGACGGAAGAGUUGGAAUAUGAGGAAGUGGAAUUGUGCCGACUCGGCAGCCAAGAAAAGCUGGGGCUGACUUUGUGCUACAGAACAGACGAGGAGGAGGACGUGGCCAUCUACGUCAGCGAGAUCUGCCCCAACAGCAUCGCCGCUAAAGAUGGUCGCAUCCGAGAAGGGGACCGCAUACUGCAGAUUAAUGGUCGAGAUGUUCAAGACCGAGAGGAGGCCAUGGCUGUGUUCUCCAGCGACGAGUGGCACAGCGUUCUGUUGCUGGUGGCCAGGCCGGAGCUCCAACUGGAGGAGGCCUGGCUGGACGACGAGCACAGCGAGUUCCUGGAGCAGCUGAAGAUGGAAAUGUUGGAGGAACAGCAGCGUGAGGAGAUGGACCUCGACGCCUUCCAGGAGGAGCAGGACAGCGAGCAGAGAACAGAUGAAGACCGGCCCACCUGCUCCACACGGACCCUCAAAGACGGAACAGCGGACUCGGAGCACAACGUCCUGGCGUCCAUCCUCUGGGAUACUCGCUGCCCCGAGGGCCGGGAAGACGAGGAAUCGGAAGUGGAGCGAUUCCAGCAACUCCUGGAGCUCAAGUGUCAAAUCCGCAACAGCGGCGAAUACGACGUUUUCUACAGCCGGCGUAGCGUGUGUAGCAUCGCCGAGCAAAGCGGCGUCCAGCACGAGUUGCGAAUGCUCAAUGAGGAGCUGCGUAGCAUCGAGCUGGAAUGUCAGAACAUCAUGGAAGCGCACAAACUCGGCAAGGGAAAGCAGUCGCGGUGCUCGACGCCCUCGAUGCCCGGAAACCGAAACCGAAACGAGAGACUGGAAAAAUGGGAUAAGGACAGCUCCAGUGCUUACAACACCGCAGAGAGCUCCCGUAGCACUCCGUUGACCAUGGAUCGUUCUCCGGAACAUUCCCUCCAGAGGAUGGUGAGCGUCACUAACCAGAAGAACCUCAGCAGCAGCCUCAUGAGUUCGAUUCCAGGAUCCAGGGCUCCCGUUCUGGGAAAGAGCAGCAGCCCGGACCACAGCAAUCCGUCAGACCAAUCGGAUCAGACGCUGCUUCCCGAGGACCAACACAAAUUCAAGCAUCGACUUUCCCAAAUUCCUUACUUUUCCCCGUCGCUUAGUUCACAAAGCUACAUGCAGCUAAUCCAGCAGCGCUCGGAAUACGCACAGAGUCAGUUUUUGCCGCUUGAUGAACCCAAAAUGGAGUGGAAAGUGAAAAUCCGCAGCGACGGCACCCGUUAUAUCACAAAGCGUCCCAUACGGGAUAAAAUCCUUCGUGAGCGCGCCUUGAAGAUCAAAGAGGAACGCAGCGGCGGCAUGACCACAGACGACGACGCCAUAAGCGAAAUGAAAAUGGGCCGCUACUGGAGCAAAGAGGAAAGGAAGCAGCAUCUGCUCCGAGCUAAGGAACACAGGAAGAGGCGGGAAUUCAUGCAGAGGAGCCGACUGGAGAGCUUGAAGGAGAACCCUCAGAGCGAGGACAUCAACAUCAUCGAGCUGAGCCACAAGAAGAUGAUGAAGAAGCGGAACAAGAAGAUCCUGGAUAACUGGAUGACCAUCCAGGAACUCAUGACUCACGGCGCCAAGGCUCCCGACGGAGCGCAGGUCCACUUCCUGUCCGUCACGACUGUCUGAGAAGCAACGUAUGUUCUACCCGUGUGGUAUGAGAUCAUUGCCUCGUUAAUGCGGCCUUUUUAUGAUGACAUUUUUCACACUUUAUAAACAUAAACACCAUUUUGGAAAAAUUCCAUGGCCUUCCUUCAUCUUUUUUACAUCACUUUUUUAUUGGACGGAUGACAUUUUGGGAUUUUGUGGACCCGGUUUAGCACUCACUGUACCACUUAAAGGUUUGGAGACGCUUGUUGUAAUCCCUCCUUGGUUCCGCAAUAAAUUCAUUUCCGUGAUAUAUCAGCCAAACGUUAAUAAAUUGAAUAUUUUGGUCAUUAGACAGGUUGUAACAUUAUUACAGCCUUGUAGACAUGAAAUAGCACCCCUAUAGUCACCUUUACACUCCUAUUUUUUUUUUACAUUCACCGGAAACAGGCAAAUUAUGCCUAUGUUUUUCCACUAAUAUUAGGCUAGGCUGGUUAGCGCGCAGGCCUCAUAGCGAGGUGACCCCGAGUUCAAUUCCACCCACUGGCAUCUCUGUAUGGAGUUGGCAUGUUAAUGUUAAUAAAUUGAAUAUUUUAGUAAUUAUAGCAUAUAAAACCUGUACGGGUUGUAACAUUAUUAGAGCCUUGUAGACAUGAAAUAACACCCCUAUAGUCACCUUUACACUCCUAUUUCAUUUUAGGUCCACCGGAAACAGGCAACUUAUGCUAUAUUUUUCCACUAAUAUUAGGCUAGGCUGGUUAGCGCAGAGGCCUCACAGCGAGGUGACCCCGAGUUCAAUUCCACCCACUGGCAUCUCUGUUAUAUCCGUGAUAUAUCAGCCAAUGUUAAUAAAUGGAAUAUUUUGGUAAUUAUAGCAUACAAAACCUGUACAGGUUGUAACAUUAUUAGAGCCUUGUAGACAUGAAAUAACACCCCUAUAGUCACCUUUACACUCCUAUUUCAUUUUAGGUUCACCGGAAACAGGCAACUUAUGCCUAUAUUUUUCCACUAAUAUUAGGCUAGGCUGGUUAGCGCAGAGGCCUCACAGCGAGGAGACCCAAGUUCAAUUCCACCCACUGGCAUCUCUGUUAUAUCCGUGAUAUAUCAGCCAAUGUUAAUAAAUGGAAUAUUUUGGUAAUUAUAGCAUACAAAACCUGUACGGGUUGUAACAUUAUUAGAGCCUUGUAGACAUGAAAUAACACCCCUAUAGUCACCUUUACACUCCUUUUUUUUUACUGGAGGCCAACGUUCAACGUUUACUACUUCAAACUUGUCGUUAUUUAUUUUUCCACUAAUAUUAAGCUAGGCCGGCGAGAGCCUUGUAGACAUGAAAUAACACCCCUAUAGUCACUUUUACACCCCUAUUUUUUUUUGUUUACAUCACAUAUCCCAGGCUAUGGGAUCACCAGACAUAAUGUAAUGUAAUGUACAACCCGGCGCUAGCAUAGCAAAAUAAUUAGCCUCUUUACCGCGCGUACAAAUUCUGUCCAUGACCUUAUUGGAGGUACUUACUAGUGACCACAAUACUACUUCGAAUUUGUCGUUCUAUAUUUUUCCGCUAAUAUUAAGCUAGCGAUUGGUUAGCACGCAGGCCUCACAGCGAGGAGAUUUAUCCAGGCUUGGGACUUGUCUUGUAGCUUAUUAGCUACAUGAAGCUCCUAUCCCAGAAAAGUGGGUUUCGGCAGUAGUCCUGAAGUCUUCGGGAAUGCUUGGGUGUGUACACCAAUCACAGUGGAGUGCACGUACCCGAAAGCGAGCCGUGGGUGGAAUAAAACCAUUUUGGAAAUGUAAAAAAAAAAAUACAGCUGGAAUAGGUGCAGAUUCUGGAAGAUCUAGAAAGCUUUCAGUAUAGCUGCUAUGCAUACACAAUAUUGCAAUAAAGGUAUAAGACCAGUAACCAUCAACCAUCAGAGAAGAAACAUCUAAAAAGGCCUUCAAGGCACCAAAAUAUGGGACAUUGAAAGGUGGAAAAAAGUCUUGAUGGUCCAGAUGGCUUCCAACAAGGAGAUACCACCUCAGAUCAUUAUCAUUGCUCGGUGCUUGAGGUGGUGCAGGGGCGUCAAACUAUGUGGAGAUGUUGCAGGUGGGCAUCCAUCAUGAUUUUCAAACUCUACUUAGAACCUCCUUAAGAUCAAAUAUGAUUGACAUUUCAGUGCAAAAGGUUUACCAGAGACCUCCAUGGUGUAAAACCAGCUAUUUGAAACAUGUGCCCGAAUACAGUGCACCUUGCUGGGCCACAGCAGGUGUCUCCCCCCCCUCUAUUCUCUGGUUCUCCUGAUACUAGUGAUGUGCUCAUAGUAAUGCCAUAAUAUUUCAUUAGGACUAAUCAAAAGUAUGUUUGGUCACAUCGUAAUUUCUCCCAGUCCUUCUUACCCCCCAGUACAAAGUACACAACAAAAUUGCAAAAAAAAGCAAUUUUUUUUACUGAUUCAAUACAACGGAAGGCUAAUCAUUUUUUUUCUUUUUUUUUUUCAUUUCAAGACAAAUAUUGUAAAUUUCACUGUUCCAGCCUGUCUUUGUUUUGCAGUGGCUGUCUCAUGAUAGUAGGCAGCACAUUUGUAGCCUGUUGAAAAAAUAUGUGAUGAUUGUAAUCUUUGCAAAAAAAUAAA